AUGUCUAACGAGCAAACCUUCAUCGCCGUCAAGCCCGAUGGCGUCCAGCGUGGACUUGUCGGAGACAUCAUUUCUCGAUUCGAGAAGAGAGGGUACAAAUUGGUUGCGCUUAAGCUUGUUUCCCCAUCCAAGGAGCAUCUUGAGAAGCACUACGAGGAUCUCUCAUCGAAGCCUUUCUUCAAUGGACUUGUCACAUACAUGCUGAGUGGCCCUAUCGUCGCCAUGGUUUGGGAGGGACGUGAUGCUGUCAAGACCGGCCGCACCAUCCUUGGUGCCACCAACCCUCUUGCCUCUGCUCCAGGUACCAUCCGAGGUGACUAUGCCAUUGACGUCGGUCGCAACGUCUGCCACGGCUCCGAUGCGGUCGAGAGCGCGAAGAAGGAGAUUGCUUUGUGGUUCAAGCCCGAGGAGGUUCAGAGCUACAAGGCGUCCCAGUUCGACUGGAUCUAUGAGAAGGCAUAA
This is a messenger RNA of Capronia epimyces CBS 606.96, 462 nucleotides long. RefSeq names its product nucleoside diphosphate kinase. The transcript has 6 exons. Gene Ontology annotation, biological process: GTP biosynthetic process; CTP biosynthetic process; UTP biosynthetic process. The record is from RefSeq and is a predicted model, not a curated record. Gene Ontology annotation, molecular function: nucleoside diphosphate kinase activity. NCBI's taxonomy places the organism in Eukaryota, Fungi, Ascomycota, Eurotiomycetes, Chaetothyriales, Herpotrichiellaceae. The coding region runs from base 1 to 462 and encodes 153 amino acids.